CUCGCAGACCUCGCGCACAGGGAAUAUCAGUCUGGAGACUAUGAAAGGGCCGAGCAUCACUGUAACCAGCUAUGGCAUCAAGAACCAGAGAACACUUCGACACUUUUACUCUUGAGCUCUAUUCACUUUCAAUGCCGUCGAUUAGAAAAGUCAGCAUACUUCAGCCAGCUCGCUAUUAAACAGAAUCCUGUUAUGGCUGAGGCAUAUUCAAACCUCGGCAAUGUUUACAAAGAGCGUGGCCAACUCAAGGAAGCAAUUGACAACUAUCGCCACGCAUUGAGCAUUAAACCAGAUUUCAUCGAUGGCUACAUCAAUCUGGCUGCUGCUUUGGUUGCUGCCGGUGACAUGGAAUCUGCGGUCAAUGCAUAUGCAUCUGCGCUGCAGUACAAUCCCGACCUGUACUGCGUCAGAAGUGAUUUGGGGAAUCUUCUGAAGGCUUUAGGUCGAUUGGAUGAAGCCAAAUCAUGCUAUCUAAAGGCUAUAGAAACUUGUCCCACAUUUGCUGUUGCCUGGAGUAAUCUCGGUUGUGUCUUCAAUGCACAGAACGAAGUGUGGCUUGCUAUCCACCAUUUUGAAAAGGCUGUGACUCUCGAUUCAUCCUUCCUUGAUGCAUAUGUCAACCUUGGAAAUGUACUUAAGGAAGCAAGAAUAUUUGAUCGUGCGGUAGCUGCCUACCUCAGAGCACUGACGUUGGCUCCAAACAAUGCUGUUGUCCAUGGGAAUCUGGCGUGUGUUUAUUAUGAACAGAAUCUGAUAGACCUCGCUAUAGAUACGUACAAGAGAGCCAUUGAGCUUCAACCUAAUUUCCCAGAUGCCUAUUGCAAUUUAGCAAAUGCUCUGAAAGAGAAGGGGAAAGUGAACGAGGCAGAAGAGUAUUACAAUACUGCACUUCGCCUCUGCCCUACCCAUGCGGAUUCCCUAAAUAACCUUGCAAACAUUAAACGCGAGCAGGGUAAAGCGGAGGAGGCAAUCCGCCUCUAUGUACGCGCCCUGGAAAUCUAUCCCGAGUUCGCUGUUGCUCAUUCUAAUCUGGCGAGCAUGUUGCAAUUGCAGGGCAAGCUCCAGGAGGCCUUGUGCCAUUACAGAGAAGCAAUAAGGAUUUCUCCCACUUUUGCCGAUGCUUAUUCAAACAUGGGUAACACCCUUAAAGAGCUACAAGACAUACAGGGGGCUAUGCAUUGCUACCAGCGCGCUAUUCAAAUUAAUCCCGCCUUUGCUGAUGCCCACUCAAAUCUCGCGAGCAUACUGAAAGAUGCUGGCAAUCUGUUGGAAGCCAUAAGCUCCUAUAAAACUGCCCUAAAGCUGAAGCCCAAUUUUCCCGAUGCCUUUUGCAAUUUAGCUCAUUGUAUGCAGAUUGUCUGUGAUUGGACUGAUUAUAAGAGUCGGAUGAAGAAACUCGUUUCAAUCAUUCACGAUCAAUUGGCUUCGAAUCGUCUACCUUCAGUGCAUCCGCAUCACUCAAUGUUGUAUCCCUUGACACAUGACCAAAGGAAAAGAAUCGCCGGGAAACACGCUUCUCUAUGUUUGGAAAAAGUCUCGUUACUUCACCAUCCUCCUUAUCGUCAUCCUAAAAAGCUUCAGCCUGGUCAGAGGUUGAAGAUUGGUUAUGUGAGCUCGGAUUUUUGCAACCACCCCACCAGUCAUUUGAUGCAGAGCAUCCCAGGUCUUCAUGAUCGCUCAAGAUUUGAAAUAUUCUGCUAUUCUCUUGCCUCUGAUGAUGGGACCAACUUCCGAGCCAAAGUUUCCCGGGAGGCCGAGCAUUUCGUUGAUCUAAGUGGAGUUAGUUGUCACGGUAGAGCCGCGGACAAGAUCGCCUCUGACGGCAUCCACAUACUCCUCAACAUGAACGGUUACACUAAGGGUGCGAGAAAUGAACUUUUCGCAUUGAAGCCGGCUGCACUCCAAGCGAUGUGGCUGGGUUACCCUGGUACAAGUGGGUCUACUUUUAUGGAUUACAUCAUCACUGAUGCGGUCACAUCACCCAUGAGUCUUGUUGAACAAUAUUCAGAAAAACUCGCCUAUAUGCCAAAAACGUUCUUCGUAGGCGACCACGCUCAAAUGUUUCCCCAUCUCCGAAAUCGUCUCGUGCUGGAGUGCUCAGAUUCAUCCCAAAGUCCUAAGGGGAUGCUAGAUAAUUCU
Molecule: messenger RNA, 2139 nt
Organism: Protopolystoma xenopodis
Lineage: Eukaryota; Metazoa; Platyhelminthes; Monogenea; Polystomatidea; Polystomatidae
Source: the annotation of a GenBank genome assembly